Molecule: messenger RNA, 2418 nt
Organism: Acanthosepion pharaonis
Lineage: Eukaryota; Metazoa; Mollusca; Cephalopoda; Sepiida; Sepiidae
Source: the annotation of a GenBank genome assembly
AUGAAACCCAGACAGCAUGGCAAAAAGAGUCACUUUUCUCUCUCUCUCUCUCUCUCUCUCUUCUAUGCCCAGCUCCUUCCUUUGCAGAGAUGUUUCUCUCUGUCGCUGUCUGAUACGAUUUUUCAGCGUCUCUCAAACCGACUUAGCUGUUUUCUGAGCCGACGCCCUGACCUCGAACGGAAAAGUGUAUCUCCUCUAUCUCGACAAUUCCGAAUAUCUUUUGGCAGUGUUGCAUUUAAUCUAAACGACAUCCUCCUUUCGUUUGCAUGUAUCAGACGGCGGGUAGACAAUCGCAAUAUCUACAGCCUUGUUCAUGAACUGCGCUGGGAAGUUCGAGACAAUAUCUCUGGUCUUAUCUAUCUAUCUAUCUAUCUAUCUAUCUCAGUAUGUUCUUAUCUAUCUAUCUAUCUAUCUAUCUAUCUCAGGCUUUUCUUAUCUAUCUAUCUAUCUAUCUAUCUCAGUCUGUUCUUAUCUAUCUAUCUAUCUAUCUCAGUCUGUUCUUAUCUAUCUAUCUCAGUCUGUUCUUAUCUAUCUAUCUCAGUCUGUUCUUAUCUAUCUAUCUAUCUAUCUAUCUAUCUCAGUCUGUUCUUAUCUAUCUAUCUAUCUAUCUCAGCCUGUUCUUAUCUACCUAUCUAUCUCAGUAUGUUCUUAUCUAUCUAUCUAUCUAUCUAUCUAUCUAUCUCAGUCUGUUCUUAUCUAUCUAUCUAUCUAUCUAUCUCAGUCUGUUCUUAUCUAUCUAUCUAUCUAUCUCAGUCUGUUCUUAUCUAUCUAUCUAUCUAUCUAUCUAUCUAUCUAUCUAUCUAUCUAUCUAAGCCUGUUCUUAUCUACCUAUCUAUCUCAGUCUGUUCUUAUCUAUCUAUCUAUCUAUCUAUCUAUCUAUCUAUCUAUCUCUGUCUGUUCUUAUCUAUCUAUCUAUCUAUCUCAGUCUGUUCUUAUCUAUCUAUCUAUCUAUCUCAGUCUGUUAUUAUCUAUCUAUCUAUCUAUCUAUCUCAGUCUGUUAUUAUCUAUCUAUCUAUCUAUCUAUCUCAGUCUGUUCUUAUCUAUCUAUCUAUCUAUCUCAGUCUGUUCUUAUCUAUCUAUCUAUCUAUCUAUCUCAGUCUGUUCUUAUCUAUCUAUCUAUCUAUCUAUCUAUCUCAGUCUGUUCUUAUCUAUCUAUCUAUCUAUCUAUCUCAGUCUGUUCUUAUCUAUCUAUCUAUCUAUCUAUCUAUCUCCGUCUGUUCUUAUCUAUCUAUCUAUCUAUCUAUCUAUCUCAGUCUGUUCUUAUCUAUCUAUCUAUCUAUCUAUCUCAGUCUGUUCUUAUCUAUCUAUCUAUCUAUCUAUCUAUCUAUCUCAGUCUGUUCUUAUCUAUCUAUCUAUCUAUCUCAGUCUGUUCUUAUCUAUCUAUCUAUCUAUCUCAGUCUGUUCUUAUCUAUCUAUCUAUCUAUCUAUCUCAGUCUGUUCUUAUCUAUCUAUCUAUCUAUCUCAGUCUGUUCUUAUCUAUCUAUCUAUCUCAGUCUGUUCUUAUCUAUCUAUCUAUCUAUCUAUCUCAGUCUGUUCUUAUCUAUCUAUCUAUCUCAGCCUGUUCUUAUCUAUCUAUCUCAGUCUGUUCUUAUCUAUCUAUCUAUCUAUCUAUCUAUCUAUCUCAGCCUGUUCUUAUCUAUCUAUCUAUCUAUCUAUCUCAGUCUGUUCUUAUCUAUCUAUCUCAGUCUGUUCUUAUCUAUCUAUCUAUCUAUCUCAGCCUGUUCUUAUCUAUCUAUCUAUCUCAGUCUGUUCUUAUCUAUCUAUCUAUCUAUCUAUCUAUCUAUCUCAGUCUGUUCUUAUCUAUCUAUCUAUCUAUCUAUCUAUCUAUCUAUCUCAGUCUGUUCUUAUCUAUCUAUCUAUCUAUCUAUCUCAGUCUGUUCUUAUCUAUCUAUCUAUCUAUCUAUCUCAGUCUGUUCUUAUCUAUCUAUCUAUCUAUCUCAGUAUGUUCUUAUCUAUCUAUCUAUCUAUCUCAGUAUGUUCUUAUCUAUCUAUCUAUCUAUCUAUCUAUCUAUCUAUCUAUCUCAGUCUGUUCUUUUCUUUCUAUCUAUCUAUCUCAAUCUGUUCCUAUCUAUCUAUCUAUCUAUCUAUCUAUCUAUCUAUCUAUCUAUCUAUCCCAGUGCGUUCCUACCUGCCUAUCUCAGGUUACAUUUUCCUCUCUCUCUCCCUAUCUAUCUAUCUAUCAUCAGGACAUUUUCCUGUCGAUUUCUAUGGGCAAAUGCCUUUCUCUUUCUAAGGACAUUUUCCUCUAUCUAUCUAUCUCAGGACAUUUCCCUGUCUAUUCCUAUGGGGAAAUGCCUUUCUCUUUCUAAGGACAUUUCCCCCUCUCUCUCUCUCUCUCUCUCUCUCAGGACAUUUUCCUCUCUUGCUCUAAGGGCACUUUAUGAUCGCUUUCUACGAAAAUUUUCCUUUCUCUUUUAA